AUGAGUUACACUGCUAAUUGGUUUAAGGAUUUUGCACAGACUCAUGAAACAUUUAAACAUUCUAUAGCUGGCGCUGGCGCUGGUCUCAUCUCAUCCAUUAUUACUUGUCCCUUUGAUGUCGUAAAGACAAAACUUCAAAAUCAAAGCAGACGAGACUAUAGAGGAACGAUUGGCACCUUCAAAAGCAUUUGUAUUGAAGAAGGUCUAAGCGGCUUCUAUAGAGGAUUAACGCCCACAGUAGUAGGUUAUUUGCCAACAUGGGCUAUUUAUUUUACAGUUUAUGAUGUCUGCAAAAAUUCUUGGACAAACCAUGAUCUUGGCCAACAGAAAAGCCCUUGGUUAAUACACAUCUCAUCAGCCUUAACAGCCGGCUUAGUGAGCACGACAUUAACAAGUCCAGUAUGGGUCAUCAAGACAAGAUUUAUGUCUCAAACUGUACGAUCCUCUUAUCGUUAUAAUAACCUGAUAGAAGCAUUCAUCAUGAUUGCUAAACAUGAAGGUGUUCGAGGUUUCUAUAAAGGUUUAGGACCUUCGCUCAUUGGUGUAAGCCAUGUAGCUAUUCAAUUUCCCAUGUAUGAGAAGUUUAAAUCAGUUCUGUCUACAGUCGAAGGAAACAAUAUCCAUGCAAUUUUGAUUGCUUCUGCGUUAUCUAAAAUGAUUGCUAGUACAACGACUUAUCCGCAUGAGGUUGUCCGAACACGACUUCAGAACCAAAUUUCGAGGCCAUUUAAAUACAAGGGACUGUUUCAUGCUGUCAAGGUAAUUCUAUAUGAAGAAGGCAUGUAUGGUUUCUACAAAGGGCUUCAAACAAACCUUAUUCGUACAGUCCCUGCAUCUGCAGCAACCAUUCUUACGUAUGAAUAUAUUGUGGAUAAACUACAGGAUACCCAAAAAAAUAAAUAA
This is a messenger RNA of Gilbertella persicaria, 903 nucleotides long. RefSeq names its product mitochondrial carrier domain-containing protein. The transcript is spliced from 5 exons. The record is from RefSeq and is a predicted model, not a curated record. The coding region runs from base 1 to 903 and encodes 300 amino acids. Lineage: Eukaryota; Fungi; Mucoromycota; Mucoromycetes; Mucorales; Choanephoraceae. Gene Ontology annotation, biological process: NAD transmembrane transport. Gene Ontology annotation, molecular function: NAD transmembrane transporter activity.